Molecule: messenger RNA, 603 nt
Organism: Brugia malayi
Lineage: Eukaryota; Metazoa; Nematoda; Chromadorea; Rhabditida; Onchocercidae
Exons: 4
Coding region: 1-603 (200 amino acids)
Molecular function (GO): oxygen binding; heme binding
Source: RefSeq, a predicted model, not a curated record
AUGCUAUGCCGUUGUUUUUGCUCGAAAUCAGGGACAGCAAAUUCUUGCGAUGCCUCAGUGACACCCAUUGUGAGGGCGCAAAAUUGUGGAACAAAAAAUGACGAUCCACGAAUACCGCUAACACAGAAGCAAAAAUAUGUGUUGACAAAAAAUUGGAAAGGUAUCGAUCGGGAAGUUAGUGCAGCUGGCGUUGAAAUGUUCUUGAAGAUGCUAUCAUUACAUCCGGAAUACUAUAAAAUGUUUCCAUUUCAUAGUAUUGCCACUUCAUGCGAGGAGAAAAAACGGAUGGAUGAAUGUUUAAGGUUACACGGUGAAUCUGUCAUGAAAUUUCUUGGUCAAGUGAUUUCUAACAUUGGAAAUACUGAAAAAUUUUUCGAAUUAAUCAAUCAGAAUGGUCGCUAUCAUGCACACAAAAAAUAUUUCAAACCGGAGUUGUUUUGGGUAAUGGAAGAACCAUUUCUACAUUCGGUGAAAUUAAUAUUGGGUGAGCGUUACACCGAUAAUAUGCAUUCAAUUUAUAAAACAGUGAUAACAAUAAUACUAUCAGAAUUGGAAAAAGGCUGCGAAAGUGAAUUAAAGAACGGACAAAUAGCAAAAGAUUAA